GUCGCUACGUUAUUAGGCUGUUCCUCCAUGAUGCGCUGCUUCAUCAUCUUAUCCGUGAUUGCCUCUUCCCUCUUUCUCCAUGGCGGGGCUCGCAUCGCCUCUCCUUCGAAGUUAUCUUCCGUCCCUACCCCUGAUUUAUCGCCCUUUCCUUUACCUGACCUGUCCUCCCUCCCUUCCCCUGACCUAUCUUCCGUCCUUUCCCCUGACCUGUCCUCCCUCCCUUCCCCUGACCUAUCUUCCGUCCUUUCCCCUGACCUACCCUCCCUCUCUUUACCUGACCUAACUGACCUUCCUUCCCCCACUUUACCCCCCCUCCAAAUCCCGAACCUACCCCCUCUCACCUUGCCUGGCCUGCCGACCCUCUUCUUCGCCGACCUGCCUCUCGACGACUUGCCAGCGAUCUCCGCCGACACCUGGAUCAUGGAGGACACGGGCGCCGGGGCUCUUGCAGGUCCCCUCGGCGGCCUGCUGAUCGGGGGCCUCAUCGCGAUCAAUGUGGGAGCGAUCGCCGGCUAUAUCGUCGACAAAUCUGGCGUUCUCAGCAGGAAGGAGAGGCAAGCAGGACCUGUCUCACAGUUGGCGGAGACUGAAUCCUACAUCCUAUCCACCGUCAGUCAGAUAGACACUCACGGUUGUAUCCUGAAGCUGCUGUGUCUGCUGGAAUCAGAGGAAACACUCACGAAGGAGGAAAGCCUCUUCGUGACUUUCCUCUCGAACAAAAUGCCUCUUUUCUCCCAGGAGGCAAAUGCAACGGCGCUCAUUUCCGAGGAACAAGACUCCGAUCGACCUCACAGCAAGGAGGAAUGCAACACGCUUUUUAGCAACUGUCCUGUUGGGGGCCAGUUGCUCAGACGUCUUCUCGGUGUCGUUUGGGGUUUCGGCUUCACCUCGCUUUAAGUUCCGAACGCCAUUAUCCUACAUCAACAUGGACCAAAGAUUAACCCUCUGAUGCCUUCCGAGGUCAGUCCUUAUAUCAUAAUGGGACUUUGGGUUCACUUCCAUAUUGAUGGGUGUUGCUAAAAUAGUUCUUUUCGUUGACCCUGUGAAAAAAGAGAGUUCCGUUUUUCCUAUUUCGGCAUUCCUUUGCUCCGGGGUCAUGUGGGGAAUACUAUUGCAUUAUCAUGUAAUACACUUUGUAAGAUGUACUGAGACUAUUUAUUGCCGUAUUUAUUUAUUUAUUUAUUCCCACCUCUGUAUAAUAGUAUGUCUUAAAAAGCUUUACCCUACAUUGUACUAACCCCUCGGGCUGGUCACUCUAGACACAUUGCUGUAAGAGGAAUACAUUAACUAUGAUGACUGUGACAUAAAAAAAAAAACUCAGACUAUUUAAUUGAUCUCUCUCCUGACGUCAUUUUCUAUGAUACAGUCUGUUAUUUAUGUAAUGUUAAUUGAUAUUACAGUACAAUGAUAUUGUUGAUUGUUCAUGUGUCUGCUGGCUGCGUGCUACUUUAUAGAGAUGCUUCUGUUGGAUUGAAUAUUGAAUGUUUGUGUAACAUCUGUCGGAAGUUUUUUCUUCCAGAAUGAGUGGCAUAACAUUUCUUGGUUUAGCAUGUUAUAUUCUCAAGAAUAAAGCAAGUAAGAUCA
This is a messenger RNA of Penaeus chinensis, 1584 nucleotides long. RefSeq lists its product as uncharacterized. The record is from RefSeq and is a predicted model, not a curated record. The coding region runs from base 28 to 897 and encodes 289 amino acids. Lineage: Eukaryota; Metazoa; Arthropoda; Malacostraca; Decapoda; Penaeidae. The transcript has 3 exons.